UCCUCCUGAGAUCAGACCGUUGAUCAAGAUGGCGGCAUUCGGCGCAGAACGUUGGCUGAAUGACUUACCAAAUCAUGCCAUUUUCAAUAUUAUACGAGCCAAGCUGGACUCGGAGACCAACUUGAAUGAGAGAGGGGUCGCUAAAAAUCUCACGUUUUGUUUGGGAGGGGAUUUCUUCGUGUGGGACGACGCGGACCGCCUGUUUUACACGACCAACCUGCGGCAGUUGAACUCGGACGAGGAUCCGGGCAGCGGGAAGUACCAGACGCUGCUGUGCAUCAACCCUCCGCUCUUCGAGGUUUGCCAGGUGUUGGUGAGUCCCACGCAGCACCACGUCGCGCUGGUCGGGCAGCGGGGCGUCUCGGUGCUGGAGCUGCCUCAGCGCUGGGGCAAGAGGUCCGAGUUCGAGGGCGGGCGGGACAAAAUCAACUGCAAGACCAUCCCGGUGGCGGAACGCUUCUUUACCAGCUCCCCGUCCGUGAGUCUGCGACAGGCGGCGUGGUACCCCAGCGAGACCGACGAGCCCCACCUGGUGCUGCUCACAUCCGACAACACCAUCAGGUUUUACGGCCUGAAGUCGCCCCAGACGCCGGCCAAAGUCCUGUCGGUGUCGCAGUCGGAGGAUGACAGCAGCGUCCAUCCUCCGGUCCGCUCCUAUGCUGCGUCUCUGGGGGAGAUCGCAGUGGCGUUUGAUUUUGGGCCGAUUUCGUCCCCUCCUCGGCAGCUGGCAUCACAGCGCUCCAGAGAGCAGCUGUCCUACCCUUUGUACAUCCUCUACGAGAACGGGGAGACCUAUGUGAGCUACACGAGCCAGACAAAUGGUGUCAGUGUGAGUAAACCUGUUGGACCCCUCCCCAUGUACCCUGCAGCCGAGGAUAACUACGGCUAUGAUGCUUGUGCCAUCCUGUGCCUCCCUUGUGUUCCCAGCAUCCUGGUCAUCGCCACGGAAACGGGCACCCUGUAUCACUGUGUGGUGCUGGAGUCCGAAGAGGAGGAAGAGUCGGGGGCUGUGGAAAAGUGGAUCCGAGGCACUGAGGCAGUUCCAGCUCUGUAUGUGUUCGAGUGCGUGGAGCUGGAGCUCACGCUCAAAGUGGCCACCGGAGAGGACGAGGAGCCUCAGGAGUUUGAUUUCACCUGCCCAAUCAGACUGCACAGAGACCCGCUGUGUCUGCAGAGGUAUCACUGCACCCACGAGGCGGGAGUGCACAGCGUGGGGUUAAUCUGGGUCAACAAGCUGCAGAAGUUCCUCCAGUCCAGUGAGGAGGAUAAGGACAGUCUCCAGGAGCUGGCUGCCGAGAAGAGAUGCAUUGUAGAGCACAUUCUUUGUACCAGACCGCUCCUAACCAGUCAGUCAGCUCCAGUUCGAGGCUUUUUGAUCGUGUCUGACCUCUCCUUGGGUGCCACCAUGAUCUGCAUCACCAACAUCUACGAGUGCAUCCUCCUGCCCCUGCUGAGCUCCAUUCGCCCUCCCUCUCCUCCUCUACUCUGCUCCCAUCCAGGCCCGGGUUCGGCCAGCUCCCCUCUUCGCGGGCUGGCCGACGACUCCUUCGAGCAGCACAUCCGCAAUAUCCUGGCACGUAGCUCCACCAAUCCUCUUGUGCUGAAAGGAGGGGACAAGGACACAUCACCGCCACCUCCUGAGUGUCUGCAGCUCCUCAGCAGAGCCACACAGGUCUUCAGGGAGGAGUACAUUCUCAAGCAGGACAUGGCCCGAGAAGAGCUGCAGAGAAGGGUGAAGCUCCUGACGGGUCAGAAGGACAAGCAGCUGGAGGAGAUGACUCUGUGCAGGGAGGACAGGAAGAGCUUGAGAGAGGCGGCGGAGAGGUUGGCCGAUAAAUACGAAGAUGCGAAAUAUCGCCAGGAGACCAUCAUGAACAGGGUCAAAAAAGUGCUGUGCAGCCUGCAGAGUCAGCUACCCAUCCUGUCAAACAGCGAAAAGGAUAUGAAGAAGGAGCUGCAGACCAUCAGCGACCAACUGAAACACCUAGACAACUGCAUCAGACAGGUGAACAUGAAGAUGGACUACCAGAAGACGCAGGUGGACAAAGAUCUGCCCGCUUCCAGGACAACAGUUUCCCUCAAUGCCCACCAGAAGAAGGUCGUUCAGGAUGUCCUCAGAGAACAGGGACAGCAAAUCGGUGACAUGAUGAAGCAGAUCAAGGACAUCAAAAACCAUUUCAGCUUCUAAGCACUGCAGAAAUCACUAAAAUGUUUUGCAAAAAGUCAAAUAAGAUCUUUUUCUGAAUACAUUUACGAAAUGUUCCUUUUUGUGACGUUUAAGGAGAAGCUGUAAUGAAUGUGCCAUGUGUGGACUGGGAGUUUAACUCAAAAGAUAUUUUUAUACACAUAAGUAUAACUUUGUCUUUGAUAUGACAUGUAUGUUUCUUAAUAGUAACACAACAGGUUUGCCUUCACCGUGUUGCAUAUUUUGUUACCCCAGAAUUUCUAAAUGUUAAGGUUUGAGUCAAAAUAUGCCAUAUUGUGGGUAAAAUGAGGAAUAAUCUGAGCUAAACUUAGCUUACCAAGUUAUUUUCAAUGUUGUUCACUUACUUUUUGUACAAAUAAUAAACAUGAAAGUUCUGUA
Messenger RNA from Amphiprion ocellaris (clown anemonefish), 2584 nucleotides. It is a transcript of the gene nup88, whose product is annotated as nucleoporin 88. Lineage: Eukaryota; Metazoa; Chordata; Actinopteri; Pomacentridae. The transcript has a single exon. The coding region runs from base 29 to 2188 and encodes 719 amino acids. Gene Ontology annotation, biological process: ribosomal small subunit export from nucleus; ribosomal large subunit export from nucleus; mRNA export from nucleus. Gene Ontology annotation, molecular function: structural constituent of nuclear pore. The record is from RefSeq and is a predicted model, not a curated record. Gene Ontology annotation, cellular component: nuclear pore.